AUGGAUGUGCCCUACAAAGAGAUCUCCCAGCCCUCUGGUCUGGAACAUUUGGAGUUAGAAUCGGUAUAUUACUCCUCCUACGAAAUCGUCAUCCCCCAGAGUUUGACAGUGAAGGGAAGGGAAGACCCAGUGGAAAAGGCAUCCUACAUGCUAUAUAUGCAGGGCCAGAAACAGGUGAUUCACUUGAAGGUGAAGAAAGACUAUUUUGUGAGCAGCUUUCCGGUCUUCAGCUACCACAAUGGGAUCCUGGAACAAGAAAUGCCCUUCAUCUCACAUGACUGCCACUAUGAAGGCUACAUAGAAGGAGUCCCAGGCUCUUUUGUUUCUGUCAACACAUGUUCAGGCCUCAAGGGCAUCCUGAUUAAGGAGGAACAAUCCUAUGGCAUUGAGCCCAUGGAGUCUUCAAAACGGUUUGAACACGUGCUGUACACCAUGGCACACCAAGCUCCAGUCUCCUGUAGUGUCACCUCCAAUAAGAGUCAACAAGGGGUGUCCACCAGCCGGCAACAAGGGAGCAGGAAGCUUCGUGAUCUACACGCACCGUCCUACUUGUGGUCACACACCAAGUACGUGGAGAUGUUUGUUGUGGUGAACCACCUGCGGUUCCAAAUGUGGGGCAGUAACAUCAAUGAGACAAUCCAGGGAGUGAUGGACAUCAUUGCUCUGGCCAACAGCUUCACUAGAGGAAUAAACACAGAGGUGGUGCUGGCUGGAAUGGAGAUUUGGACCGAGGGGGACCUAAUAGAGGUCCCGGUGGACUUGCAAGUUACGCUCAGGAAUUUCAACAGCUGGAGACAGCAGAAGCUCUUCAGUCGGGUGAAGCAUGAUGUUGCCCACAUGAUUGUUGGGCAUCAUCCCGGACAGAACAUGGGACAGGCAUUUCUCAGUGGUGCCUGUUCAAGUGGUUUUGCAGCAGCUGUUGAAUCCUUCCAUCACGAAGAUGUCCUCCUGUUUGCCGCACUCAUGGUCCAUGAGCUGGGGCACAACUUGGGUAUUCAGCACGACCAUUCCGCCUGCAUUUGUAAAGAUAAGUACUUUUGCCUCAUGCAUGAAAAUAUCACCAAAGUAGGUGGCUUCAGCAACUGUAGCUCUGACUCCUUCUACCAGUUUCUGCAUGAACACAAAGGGGCGUGUCUGUUUAACAAGCCAGGGCACAAAGGUCGCACACGUAGGGAUGCCAUCUGUGGAAAUGGUGUGGUGGACGGCCAGGAGGAGUGUGACUGUGGUCCUAUCUGUGAUAGGCACCCAUGUUGUGACCCAACAUGUAAACUGAAGAAAUACGCACAGUGCAGUCAAGGACUCUGCUGCUUUGAGUGCCAACUGAGAGGGAAGGGAUACAUGUGCCGUCCCGCUGGGGAUGAGUGUGACCUCCCAGAGUAUUGCGAGGGUACCUCUGAAGAAUGCCCUGUAAACACCUAUAAGCAAGAUGGCACACCUUGUGAAAGAAUUAACUACUGCUAUAUGGGCCAGUGUAGGAACCCUGAUAAGCAGUGCAUACGAAUUUAUGGGCCCCAUGCAAGGUCUGCCUCAGAAGACUGUUACCAAUCAAUGAACAGCAAAGGAGACCGGUUUGGAAACUGUGGCCGUCCCUCUGAGAAUGACCCAGUUUAUGUUAAGUGUAUAGAUGAUGAUAUAUUCUGUGGGAAACUUAUAUGUACAGAUGUUGCAUACUUACCAAGAAUCAAACCCAACCAUACGCUCAUCCAGGUCCCUUACACAGAUGACUGGUGCUGGAGCAUGGAUGCCUAUAAUGGUGCUGACAUCCCUGAUGAUGGAGACGUGCAGACUGGCACGUAUUGUGCCCCAAACAAAGUCUGUAUGAAUUACUCCUGCGUUGAUCACGCUGUGUUCAACUAUGACUGCAAACCAGCUGAAAUGUGUAAUGGGAAAGGAGUGUGCAACAAUUUAAGGCACUGCCAUUGUGAACCUGGCUUUGCUCCUCCUGAUUGCAGAGCACCAGGAGAUGGGGGUAGUGUGGAUAGUGGGCCCCCUGCCAACCUCGAUGACGUAAAUACAAGUAAAAGUGAACAAAGAAGUCAUAGUAGUGGUGGUGCUAAUGCCCACAGAGUUGAUGAGAAGACUAGAAAGGAAAACCAAAGCCUUGGCAAAUUAGUGUACAUACUCCCCCUGUUUCUUAUUGUAUCUUUUUUAGUUCUGAUUAUUCUUGCCAUCCUUGGGGCAAGAAAGCAGUCACCAGAGACCCAACAAGAAUCCACAGAAAAAGCCCCAAAUGCAGUCCUAGAAGAGCCUGCAACAGAAGAAGAAGUAGGUGAAGGAGAGGAAGAACCAGAGGCAGAAAAUGAGUAGUGGAAGGAAGAAGCCAAAUAUCUUAAACAUCUGAUGCACUGAGGAUGCAUAAAGGGCUCAGUGAAGCAAAGCUUAAGCGGGAAGUGAUGACUCUGAUUUGGACUAUAUAGUCUGUAGAAACAUAGUAGUGUCAGAGAAGAGAUUUUUCAAACUUUAUUUUAGUAAUUUUGAUU
Molecule: messenger RNA, 2480 nt
Organism: Trichechus manatus latirostris (Florida manatee)
Lineage: Eukaryota; Metazoa; Chordata; Mammalia; Sirenia; Trichechidae
Product: disintegrin and metalloproteinase domain-containing protein 1a-like
Exons: 2
Coding region: 1-2307 (768 amino acids)
Biological process (GO): proteolysis; binding of sperm to zona pellucida; male gonad development
Cellular component (GO): plasma membrane; sperm head plasma membrane; external side of plasma membrane
Molecular function (GO): metalloendopeptidase activity
Source: RefSeq, a predicted model, not a curated record